AUGGGGAGCUCCGCCUCCUCGCUGGCCGCCGAGACGGAGUCGGACCACGGCUUCCCCCGGGGACCGCCCUGCCCGGGGCCCCCGGCAGCGGCCGGCUGGGGUAGGAGCGGCCCCGGGGGGCCCGCGUGGGGCGACAGCCUGGGCACCCGGCAGCACCCGCCCCCGCGGCCCCGGGCCCGAAGCCACACGCACUCGCCCGGGCCCAUGGCCGCGGUCGGGGAGUGGGCCUGCGCACGCUGCACCUUCCUGAACCCGGCUGGCCAGCGCCAGUGCUCCAUCUGCGAGGCCCCGCGGCACAAGCCCGACCUGGACCAGAUCCUGCGACUCAGCGUGGAGGAGCAGAAGUGGCCGUGUGCCCGCUGCACAUUCCGCAACCUUCUGGGCAGGGGGGCCUGCGAGGUGUGUGGCUUCGCCCCUGAGCCUGGCCCAGGGGCCUCCCCGCUGCCCAUCAUCAACGGGGCGCCCCCAGAGCCCCCGGGCAGCUGCCGGGACGAGGCGGGGCCCCUGCAGACAGCGGGGCCGGUGGCCGUGGAGCCAGCGGGCGGCCGGCCAGCGGAAGCGGAGGGGCAGGAGGGGGGCGCGGCCGUGCCUGGGAGCGGCUGGGCCUGCCAGCGCUGCACGCUGCAUAACACUCCCGUGGCCAGCUCCUGCUCGGCCUGCGGGGGGCCCCGGAAACUCUCGCUGCCCAGGAUCCCUCCCGAGGCACUUGUGGUCCCGGAAGUUGUGGCUCCUGCAGGCUUCCCCGGCGUGCCGGCCCCUGCCCAGCCUGGGGAAGGUGCCGAGGCCAACCCUCCUUCUGCCGUGGACCAGGAGCCCCCCCGGGGGCCACCCUUCAGCCCGUUCUCGCCCACCCUCCAGAACAACCCUGUGCCUCGCAGCCGCCGCGAGGUGCCCCCCCAGCUGCAGCCACCGGUGCCUGAGGCCGCCCAGCCCUCGCCCUCUGCCGGCUCCAAGGGGCCCCCCCAGGGUCUAGGGCGGCCCGCAGCCGGGGCCUCCCGCCUGUCAGAGCUGCUGUCAGGCAAGCGACUGAGCUUCCUGGAGGAGGAGGCGGCUGAGGGGGGCCCUACGCUGCGCCUCCCGGGGCCCGCCAGCCCUGCGCACUGCGAGGCCGGCAGCACGACGCCGGGCAGCGACAUCAUUGACCUGGGUGGCGACAGUGUGCGUUACACGCCGGCCAGCCCCUCCAGCCCUGACUUCACCACCUGGUCGUGCGCCAGGUGCACGCUCAGGAACCCCACGGCGAACCCCCGGUGCACGAUGUGCGGCUGCUCCAAGCUUCACGGCUUCCAGGAGCACGGCGACGCCCCCUCCCACUGCCCCGACUGCAGUGCAGACAGGCCCGGGCCCUGCCCAGCCCACAAGGCCGGCCGCCCCCUCCCCGUGGCGCCGUCUGAGCGCCCAGGCCAGUGGGCCUGCCCUGCCUGCACCCUCCUCAAUGCGCCUCGGGCCAAGCACUGUGCCACCUGCCACACCCCCCAGCUCCUGGCGGCCCAGCGCCGGGGCGUGGCGCCGCUGCGGCGCAGGGAGAGCGUGCUUGUGGAAAAGCGGCGGCAGACGGAUGAGGGCGAGGCCAAGGCCCUUUGGGAGGACAUCGUGGCCUUCUGCCGGGAGAACAGUGUGAACUUUGUGGACGACAGCUUCCCCCCCGGGCCCGCGUCUGUGGGCUUCCCCGCGGGUGACAGCGUCCAGCAGCGCGUGCGACAGUGGUUGCGGCCGCACGAGAUCAACUGCUCCGUCUUCAGGGACCAUGGCACCUCCUGGUCCGUGUUCCACACACUCCGGCCUUCUGACAUCCUGCAGGGUCUCCUGGGGAACUGCUGGUUCUUGAGCGCGCUGGCAGUGCUUGCUGAGCGGCCAGACCUGGUUGAGCGGGUGAUGGUCACACGCAGCCUGUGUGCAGAGGGUGCCUACCAGGUGAGGCUGUGCAAGGACGGCACGUGGACGACAGUGCUGGUGGACGACAUGCUGCCCUGCGACGAGGCCGGCUUCCUGCUCUUCUCCCAGGCUCAGCGCAAGCAGCUGUGGGUGGCCCUCAUCGAGAAGGCGCUGGCCAAGCUGCACGGCUCCUACUUUGCGCUCCAGGCUGGGCGCGCCAUAGAGGGCCUGGCCACACUCACCGGUGCCCCCUGUGAGAGCCUAGCCUUGCAGGUCAGCUCCACGAACCCCCGUGAGGAACCGGUGGACACUGAUCUCAUCUGGGCCAAAAUGCUGAGUUCUAAAGAGGCUGGGUUCCUCAUGGGCGCCUCCUGUGGUGGGGGCAACAUGAAGGUGGACGAUGCUGUCUAUGAGAGUCUAGGCCUGCGUCCCCGCCACGCCUACUCCAUCUUGGAUGUCCGGGAUGUCCAGGGCUCCAGGCUCUUGCGCCUACGGAACCCGUGGGGCCGCUUCUCCUGGAAUGGCAGCUGGUCAGACGAGUGGCCACACUGGCCAGGGCACCUGCGGAGUGAGCUCAUGCCACAUGGCAGCAGCGAGGGUGUCUUCUGGAUGGAGUACAGUGACUUCGUCAGGUACUUUGACUCCGUGGAUAUCUGCAAGGUGCACUCGGACUGGCAGGAGGCUCGGGUGCAAGGCAGCUUCCCCAGCUCGGCCAGUGGGCCGGUGGGCGUGACGGCCCUCACGGUGCUGGAGCGUGCCUCCCUGGAGUUUGCCCUCUUCCAGGAGGGCAGCAGGCGCGCGGACUCAGUGGACAGUCACCUCCUGGACAUGUGUGUCUUGGUGUUCCGGGCCUCCUUCGGUAGCGGCGGCCGCCUGAGCCUGGGCCGCCUGCUAGCCCACAGCAAGCGCGCCGUGAAAAAGUUCGUCAACUGUGACGUGAUGCUGGAGCCGGGCGAGUAUGCCGUGGUGUGCUGUGCCUUCAACCACUGGGGCCCCGUACCCGGCCCACCCGCUCUGCAGGCCUCCAGCCCCUCAGCGGGGGCCCCGCGCAGCACCCCAGAGGCGCCUGGCCACGUGCUGGCCGUGUACAGCUCAAGGCUCGUCAUGGUGGAGCCCGUGGAGGCCCAGCCGACCACGCUGGCCGACGCCAUCAUCCUGCUCACGGAGAGCAGGGGCGAACGGCACGAGGGCCGCGAGGGCAUGACCUGCUACUACCUGACGCACGGCUGGGCAGGGCUCAUCGUGGUUGUGGAGAACCGGCACCCCAAGUCUUACCUGCACGUGCAGUGCGACUGCUCUGACAGCUUCAACGUGGUGUCCACGCGCGGCAGCCUGCGCACCCAGGACAGCGUGCCGCCCCUGCACAGGCAGGUCCUGGUGAUCCUGUCACAGCUGGAAGGAAAUGCCGGCUUCUCCAUCACCCACCGCCUGGCGCACCGCAAGGCAGCACAGGCCUUCCUCAGCGACUGGACGGCCUCCAAGGGCAGCCACAGCCCCCCACUGACGCCCGAGGUCGCUGGCCUGCACGGCCCCCGGCCGCUGUGA
Messenger RNA from Rangifer tarandus platyrhynchus (Svalbard reindeer), 3420 nucleotides. The record is from the annotation of a GenBank genome assembly. NCBI's taxonomy places the organism in Eukaryota, Metazoa, Chordata, Mammalia, Artiodactyla, Cervidae.